This is a messenger RNA of Protopolystoma xenopodis, 240 nucleotides long. Lineage: Eukaryota; Metazoa; Platyhelminthes; Monogenea; Polystomatidea; Polystomatidae. The record is from the annotation of a GenBank genome assembly.
AUGAUGAAUCGAAGGAGUUGCCUCGGAAACAGCGUCAGCAUGAAUCUUCCAGUAAAGCCAAUCGACAGCUGGUCAAGAGGAAUCCGCAGUCCUCGGAAACAGCGUCAGCAUGAAUCUUCCAGUAAAGCCAAUCGACAGCUGGUCAAGAGAAAUUCGCCGUUGCUCGGAAACAGCGUCAGCAUGAAUCUUCCAGUAAAGCCAAUCGACAGCUGGUCAAGAGGAAUCCGCCGUCUUCUAUGA